AUGAAGGUUGUGAUGUCCGAUGUUCACUUAUUUUCUGAAGUCAUUUUAGAAACCAAAAUGAAGGUCUUUUCCUUCAAUGGGUUUUCGUUUUUGCUGUUCCUCCUCCCCGGGUCACUGUUUCUCAGCUCGGUUUCAGCUUCUUCUCCAGCUGGGUCGAUUCGGCAUCCCGUGAAGUUUAUCAUAGGUUCGGUUUUCUUUUUCAUUUUGGCAUCGGAAUAUGGGGAGGGAGCAGAGAAUUUGGGUGAAUGGAAGAGUGAAUUCACUCAAGUGGCUCCAGCACCAGGGCCUAAAGGUGAGGAUGUUCUUAUUCUGGCGGCAAACAGGACCAAUAGGCCUGACAUUCUGCGAGGAUUCCGACGCUAUAGAGGUGGUUGGGAUAUUGCAGAUCAGCAUUAUUGGGCUUCAGUUGGAUUCACUGGUGCAGCUGGUUUCAUUCUUGCUGCCCUGUGGUUUAUCUCAUUUGGCUUGGCGCUUGUGAUACAUCUAUCAUGUGGAUGGUCUAUUAACAUAAAGGACAAAGGAUCAAAUCAUUCACAAAGGAUCUGUCUUAUUCUGCUUAUAUCAUUCACUUUUGCUGCUGCGACUGGAUGUAUCCUCCUUUCUGUUGGGCAGGAUAAAUUCCAUGGUCAAGCCUUGGAUACCCUUCAUUAUUUUGUCAAUCAGUCAGAUUAUACAGUGCAAACUUUAAAAAAUGUCACAGGGUAUCUCUCCCUUGCAAAAACUAUCAAUGUCACUCGGAUUCUUCUUCCAUCUGAUGUCAUGGAUGGUAUUGACAAGCUGAAUGUGGAUCUGAAUACGGCAGCAGACACACUUUCUGAGAAGACAAAUGAAAAUUCAGUUAAAAUUCGAAGAGUAUUCAAUGAUGUGCGUCUAGCUUUGUAUGUUGUAGCAGCUGUGAUGCUUCUGUUGGCUCUUGUUGGGGGAGUCCUUUCUGUCCUUGGAUAUCAACACGCAAUCCUUAUAUUUGUUAUCACUGGAUGGUUACUUGUUGCAACCACAUUCAUUCUUUGUGGAGUAUUCAUGAUCCUUAAUAAUGCAAUUUCUGAUACCUGUAUGGCUAUGGGAGAAUGGGUAGCAAAUCCACACACCGAAUCUGCUCUUAGUAAUGUCCUUCCGUGUGUUGAUCAGAGAACCACAAACAAAACACUCUUCCAAAGUAAGCAAGUGGUCACCAACAUUGCAAAUGUUGUCAAUGAGUUCAUCUAUACUGCUGCAAACGUAAAUAUAACACAAGGUAGCCCUGGCUACUACAAUCAGUCUGGGCCGACAAUGCCACCUUUAUGCUACCCUUUUGACUCUCAGUUUCAAGAGCGUCAAUGUACAGAUCAAGAAGUUUCUUCCGCCAAUGCCUCAAUGGUUUGGAAGAACUUUGAAUGUGAGGUAUCUGAAUCUGGCAUUUGCGCUACAGUUGGCAGGGUGACCCCAGAAAUUUACUUGCAGAUAGUAGCUGCAGUGAAUGAAAGCUAUGCAUUAGAACAUUACACCCCACCUUUACUUAGCCUUCAGAAUUGCAAUUUUGUCAGAGAUGCAUUCACAAAAAUCACUUCAAGCUACUGUCCUCCAUUAAAUCACUACCUCAAGAUUAUCAAUGUAGGGCUUGGCCUCGUUUCAGUUGGUGUUCUGCUCUGCCUUGUUCUCUGGAUACUCUAUGCAAACCGCCCCCGAAGGAGGGAAGUGUUUGAGAAGUCAUCCUUGCCAGAAACCACCACACAUUUACCCUUGUCAAAUGCAAAUAGUGAAGUAUAG
Molecule: messenger RNA, 1746 nt
Organism: Sphenostylis stenocarpa
Lineage: Eukaryota; Viridiplantae; Streptophyta; Magnoliopsida; Fabales; Fabaceae
Source: the annotation of a GenBank genome assembly